UUGGUGGAAAAUAGUUGCUCAACUAUAUAUUUUUUGUAUCUUUUUUUUCCUACAGGGUAUUUACGUAGCCUCGCAAACACUUCCACAUUUAUAAAAGAUUUCCUGUUGCACAUAUCCUCAACAUAUAUGUAUGUAUGUAUUUAUAUUUCAAUACUCCAAAGUCUUUUGUUGGCGCUGCAAUUAAGCACACACAAAACAAGGACAAGAUUAUUAAACCCGAUAGAAGAGGGGAAAUCAACUGCAAGCAGCUGACAGCUGUUCACAAACUACAUUCGAAUCCUUACAGAUCCUGCUUGCUUGCUUGCUGCUCCAAUGUGUUUGUGUUAAUAUGCCUUUUCAAUAUGCUCUCCUUGCCUCUGCACGCUGACUCCUUCGGCGUUCUUCGAGUUUCUGCAUUUGUAGUUGUUGCAACGCAGCAGUUGUUUCUACAUGCAUUGUUAUUUGCUUAAUGAUUGUUUUUGUUGUUGCAACUCUAACUAGUUUUGGCGCGUGCCUCCUGCCACAGCAUAGCUGCUCUUUGUCUAUUUUUCAAUAUCUGUCGCCUUUGAUUUGGUCUGCUUUUCUAACGGCUGCUUGAUCUCAUCACACCUUUGCAUUUGAGUGCUUACAUCUGUACUUGUAUAUGCAUAUACAUAGUAACUGCAACGCUCAAAUAAAACCAAAAUCUUUUGCUUCAUUGUUGCACAUUUCCUUAGUACGUGCCACAUAUUGGCAACAACUGCACUCGUUGCGCUUAGCAGCUUAUUUAUGUCGACUGCGACUGCAUAAACUUUGAAAUAUUGCGAAAGAUUUGCUCAUCGGUCAGAUGUUAUAUACAAACAUACAUAUGUGGUUCCAAAUCAUAUUUUGUAUCGAAUUUCGGAAGAAUUCAAGUGUUAUUAAAAAAUUAUAUAAACCGUGCUAUCCUUUGACAACCUGAGGCAGACAAUGCUUGGUCGUUGUCCCCAAAAGUUUUCAAAAUUAGUCACGAAUUUGAUAUACAUAUAACUCCAAAUGAAUCCAAAGUCCAUCUCUCUUUGGUCUAUCUAACCCAUGGUUAGUUUAGCUUAGGUUGUAUGGCUGUUACCCAGAGGGAAAACACACUCAGACUAUGAUAAACAGUCCUUUAUGAAGUCAAGAUCAUCCCCCUUGAUUCGAUAUUAAGACUCGACAAAGCGCCCCGAGUUUCUAACCCAAAGGAGGCACCCAUUUUUCUCCAUCGUCACUAACUAGUGGAUCUCCACAUAAGCUCUAGCAAUUUCUCUCGCGUUUCUGUUUUUAUUUAGAUAAAUUAUGUUUAUGUCAACCAUAUGACUGGCUAGGUCAUGUUGUACGAAUGGAUGAACGUGCUCCAGCUCUGAAAGUAUUCGAUGCAGUACCCGCUGGUGGAAGCCGAGGGAGAGGGAGACUUCCACUCCGAUGGAAGGACCAGGUGGAGAGGGACCUGGCUUCGCUUGGAAUAACCAACUGGCGCCAAACUGCCAGAAGGAGGGAUACGUGGCGCGCUGUUUUGGACUCGGCUAUAACCGCGUAAGUGGUGUCUACGCCAGUCAAGAAGAAGAAGAAUAUGACUCCAUACAACUCCAUUUUUCUUCCUUUCCAUCCUGUGUUAAUACCGCCUUACGUUUCUUACCACUAGAACUAGCAAAUUUAAAGAUUUAUAAAGUGCCUCCGAACAAAGUACCACAUUGGAUUUUAAGGUGCUUAUGUUACUUCAAAAUUCAAAAUAAUUGAGGGCAAUAUUAAGGUAUGUUCAAAAAAUAACGGGAAUUUUUGUUUUUGAAUAUAAUAUUUAUUCGGCUACAUUGGUGUUGUCGCCUUCAAAACAGUCUCCAUUCGAUACCAGCGCUUCUUCCAAUCGUGGAAACACUUCUCAAACCCCAAUAUGAAAAAUUUAAAAUUCCCGUUAUUUUUUGAACAUACCUCGUAUGUAUUGUAUUACUUAAAUUAUUCAAAAGAUUAAACAUAUGUGUAUGGGUGUCAUUUACAAACCAUUCGAUUAAGAAAGCGUGGGAUCGUGGGAACGCUUGAGAUUUGUGACUUUUGACGUAAAGCGUUAGUGAUCGAUUAAAAGGGUCAGUAACCUAAAUAUCUAUAUACAUGUACAUAUGUUAAAUGCAUCACAGUCCAAUGUUCCAAACAUUUAAAUGAUAUUUCCGAAAACUUUCUCAAGGUAUAGUUUACCAAAAACGCACUUUCUAUAAAAAAAACAAUAUUCGAUUUAUGUAUGUUUAAGCACAGAUUUAUUUGUGGGUUUGUCAUCACCCCACCAGCUAAUGUGACAUUUAUUAACUGUAAGUAAUUCGACACUUCAGCUGUGUUGGCGGCUGCGCCAGCGUCAGCGUCAAUGGUAGCGCCUGCGCACGAUGAUUAAAUAAGCGCUUGGUAUCACUGCCUGACAAUGCGCCGGCUUGAAACGACUAUUCGAAUGAUUUGCCACACAAAUGCAUAUAUUAUUCAAAUGCUUUUAUGGAUAUAAAUGUACAUUCACGUUUCCACCCCUUAAGGGAAGUUGAAAACUGCAAAUAAUAAUAUAGAAUAUCUCGAGUGAAUAGCAUUUGAAAAUAUCCUGACGCUUAAAAAAAACACAAUUUAACGUAUGGAGGGUUAACACGCAAUCAUACAUGUUUGUAGCAACAAAUUGUAACGGUCGAAUUUGUUUUUUUGUAAAGAGGGGAAAUUUAAUCAAAAUAUGCGGCGGAGUGUUUGUACAGCUAUGUGUAUGUACGAGUUAAUAUAAUCAUCUGUAUAUAUUACUUUUUAUUAUUUUUUACGCUGAUUAAUUUAUAUACAUAUGUAUAAGCUAUAUACAUACAUGUCGUACAAAGAACUGUGCCUACUUAGCAGGUCCUACAUAUGUAGAUAUGAGAUAUGUGUGAAUAGACGGCAUUUCAUUAGUUUCAAUUUGAGUUAUUUCAGUGAGUCAAAAUAUGAAAAAUAUUUUUUUUUUCUCUGAAAAACUUAUAAAAAAGCAACGACCGCUUAAAGAGCUCACACCUGAAAUGAUUAUCUUUAAGAAACGACUUCUACCGAUUGAAGUUGCUCUGUGACUAUCUAACUUCCAACACCUAUAACUAAACGAGUUAGAUAUAGGGUUAUACAUAUAUACCAAGUGAUCAGGGUGAAGCGAAGAUUUCAAAUCCAAAUGUCUGUCCGUCUGUACAAGCGAUAACUGCCAUAACUAAGCUAUAUAUUUGGCUGUGAAAAAAAUCAAAAAUUUUAUUUUUCAUUGGCGAUAGUUUCUCAGAAUGAAAAUGUCCUCCGAGUGAUCCUCCGAUAUUAAAAAUACUCUUAUAAUAAUAUCCAUUAAUGUUUCGAAGAUGACUGAACUUUUAAGAACCUAUAAUUCUCGAAAAACCUCGAUCCAAGAGAAAGAAGUUUUCUAAUUCCAAGUAUUUGAUCGAGCUUAAAAACUGCUUUUUCCACAUACAAAUAUAAAGAAUUUUUAACCGCAUAGAAGCCAUGAACCAACUUUACUUGAAAAUUACUAACCAACUCGUUUUUCAACAACCUAUUCGUACUCGCUAUUAACAUUAGCGGUGACAAUGAAAAUCGCUUUUUAUAAACGCCGGCUGCGCUUGCGCAAACAAAGCCUGCACAUGGCGACGCAAGCGCCGGGGGUGGAAGAGUGAUGAAGGGGAAUGCUAGAAGAAAAUGCAUACCUUACUAACUAAAAACUACCCUCAGAACCCUCGGAAAUGAUGUGGAAACUUAUUAAGUAAAAUUAUUUCAUUGUAUUAAAUGCAUGUAUGUAUGUAUGCAUGUGUGCGUUUGUGUAAAGUUGUGCUGGUAGGCACCAAGAUUCGAUCCUAGCUGGUGCCACUGGCGGCGUACGUCAACUGACUGCUGGCAGGCAAGCAGCCGUUGCAGGAGCAGAUGUUUCCAAUUGAGACGAAUAUGCGCGCGCCAAAGCAAAUGCCAUGGCAUUGUUCAAAACAUUAUGUUGGUGUGUGUGUUUAUAUGUACCUUUGAUAAUCAGCGGUUCAACUCCGGCUCGCAGUGUUAUUUAGCACAAUUAUUAUUACAUACACAGCACUGGCACUGAGUCUUGUGGCACGAUCUAUAGAGGGGGAGCUGAGCGUCGCCGUUGACGCUUCAGCCACACAUGAGUGGUUAUAUACAGGCAAACACAUACACAUACAAAUGUCAAUAUUAUUAUGGAACCCAAGCGGGGUUGCAAUUCGUAGCUUCUACUUUUGGCAGUUGGUCUUCCGACUUUACCGACAUUCUUCAGACUUCAGACAUCAGCAGUUGUGCAGCAGAAGUCGUCGCGAGUGGAAGCAAGAAAAUUUUGGAAAAUAAUUUAAAAAACGUUUAAAAAAUAGUGAAAAAUAUAUAUGAAAGUGCUGGUAGUGUUAAGGAAAGUUGCAAUUAUUAUGCUUCAACGGUAAACCGUUCGUAUUGAGUUAUAUCUAAAACUCCUACAAGAAGUUCUGUGAAUAAAACUAUUAACUGGAAGAAGUUUCCUUAAUUUGUGCUACAACUUUUGAAAACAAUUAGAACGAAGCAAUUUGAAACGCGCUGAUCGUAUAAACCAACCAAAAUGUCGCAACACAAUUACACGAAUCCGGCAUUUUGUCAAGGUAGUGAAUUUUACCCGACACGCGGCAUCGAAUUGGACUCGGUGCAACAACAGCACGUCGAAGCGAUCUACAAUCGCAGCUUGAACAUUUCUUAUGGCGGUCAUACGGCGCAGACAAAUGCACGCGUUGGUCCCCUACGUCUUCAGCGAAGCAUGUCGACGCGUUCGGUUAACACGCAGAAACGCCAGAAGACCACAGCCAUACCGGGGGUGCACUUAAGUCGUCUAGCGACACAACCAAAUCAACACCAAUACAACCACCAACAGCAACAACAACAACAACAGCAGCAGCAGCUACAACGUCAGAGCCAACAUACACCGCAACAGCAUUUCAUAAAAAGUCAAGCUUCUACAACGCCUGCGCGUACAAACCAAUUCAAUGCCGUUACCGAGCCAGCGAAUUUCGAAACGCGCUCGAAUUCCGGCCGUUACGCGCUCGUGCCGUUAGAGGAUUUGCCUACGGCCGUUAGUAAUAAUAAUAACAGCCGUUACGCAAUCGUGCCUGGUCCAAGCGCACCGCUAACAACUUUGCGUCGCUAUGCUAAAUCUCAGGAUAACCUCGAUUGUUAUGGUUCUGAUGGACGUUUGCACAGUGAUGAUGAACCAGCCUCUUUUCACGAGGAACCCAACUCAUUUCAUGGUCAAACCACAGAUACGGCUUUCACGAGUCUACCACCAGUCUUUGAGCGUGCCAGAUCCGCGCAUCCGAUUACAAAGCAGCCACAACCAUUGGCGCCGAAGAUCAAGCAUGCUUUCUCCAGCGAUUUCGGUAGUAAAACCUUUUUAAUUGUGGAUAAGAAUAGCAAUCAACGCUACCAAAUGGUACCCACUGCGGAGGAUGAGGAAUUAGUCGAUGACAAUCAGGAGAUCAUACAAAUGCACAACGGACGUGCGCAUCGCUAUGCAGUCAUACCAACUGAGGAGGAGGCGGACCAUAUGCUCGGCGCAGCGGAUGAAGAGGAGGAGACGUGCUUGAGCAACUCUGAUUUGAACCGCAGUGAGAAUUUCUUUAUUGGCAAUACCAUGAAAACGCCAAGAAAUGCAACGAUGCGUACCUCAACACCACAGAAACUGCCAGCUGCGUCACAACCACCGAGCGGCAACACCUCCUAUCCUGGUACGCCUAUGAAAAAUCCAGUGGCUACCAAAAUGUUGCACGAAUUACUAUCGACGCCACGCAAAACGCCACUGCCGCGCAGCGUAACACCACGCAAUCUGUCGCCCAUGGAACGUUUGCCGGAAAACCAGCAACCGCCAGAGCAGCAGCGCACCAAAUACCACUAUCGCAGCCAACAACAAUUGUGUUACAAUACACCUAUUGAACGUCGUGUGGAACGCACGGCACAGAGUUUACACUACGAAUCGGUGAAGACGCAAGGUGAUCGCACUAUGGCGGUAAUAACGCCACGCAUCACAGCACACCAAUCGAAAGUUUAUCCGGAAGUAGCGGAGGAGGACUGCAGCAGCAUACACGGCAAGUCCUCGAACACCACUACACCCUAUCCGCAAAAGGUGGCCAAUGCGACAGUCACACUAGCCAUCGUGUCGCUCAUGAUGGUGAUCAGCAACAGCAUGAAUUCGGCGCUCAUUAUCUACAUGAUUGCACACUUCGGCAAGUCCUUUUAUCUGCAGUACAGCUUGGUGUCCGCCUUCAGUGGCGUCGGUCUCGGUUUUCUCGGUUUUCGUUCACGUCAUUGCGAAUGGCUGCCGAAUCGUAGCUACAUCUCGGGGUAUAUCCUGUUAACGGUCUUCAGUUUACUUAAAUGUUGUUGUCUUGUGGUUAUACUCGUGCUGGAUCCGUAUCCAGGACUGCCACUGCACGAUGUCACCACAGGCAUUAUACUGGGUCUUUCCACAUUCACGAUUUUCUUCAUCGGCCUUGGCGUGAUUGGCUCACUUUGGUGCUACAGACCCCCGCCAGAUAAUCGCGUUAAUGUGGCUUAAGUAUUUAUUUCAAAAUUUAUGAUUUUUUUUUAAUUUUCAGGUACUUAUUUAUCUCAUAAUAUUUAUUUAGUUUAAUAUAAUUUAUAUUUAUGUCAUUAUUGCGUACUUUUUAUUUAGUUAUUAGUUGUUUAUUUAGUUUAGUUCACAAAUGUAAUGCAAAAAUUAUAUCCACGGCUAAAAUACCAAAAAUAAGUAGAACAAGUUGUUCAUCUACAUACACUGUUCGAAAAAAGACUGUAAAUAACUACAUAUCUUUUGAAAUACUUGCAUAUUUAUAUAGACGAAAGAGGCACACACAAUCCAGUUUUAGUACAGUAAGUUAUGCAGACAAUCCUAUCAUACUUAAAUGGUUGUACUGUUAUAUGGUUGUAAUAGUGUUAGGUUUAUAGGUUAGGUUUAUAGUGUUUAUUUAAUUAAGAAUAAUUUAGUUAUAGGUAUAGUAAAAAAUAAGUACUAAGUUCAAAAAUAUAUAUUUAUAUAUUUGUAUUUAUAAUUAGUGUUAGAUAAUAUAUAGAGAUAAAUUAGAUAAUAUAUAAAUUAUAAUAAAUAAAAUAUAUAUAAGUGUAUAUACAUAUGUAUCUAGCAAACAGGUUUUUAUAGCAUCUCACUAAUUUGUAAUUAAUGUAAAUUUGUACAAAAAAUAUAAUAAUAAAGAUUUUCGAAAUCAAAACAAGUUAAUUAUGGAUAUGAUAGAUAUAUGCGAAUUGGGUUAGAUUGAGAAACAGGCCAUAUAUGUAUAUGUAAGAAUGAAAGAUUAUUUUUUGUCACCAAUUUACCUUUACCUUAGAUACCUUUACCUGAGAUAUAUAUAAGUCUAAAUUUGGUUUCUAAGAAACUGAAAUAGUAUACUUUAUUUAAUGGCUUCGAUGGUUUCCGGAGCUCCAGAAACUGAAAAGCUUUAUUCUACGAGACUAAAUUUCGUUCCUGAGUGAGCUGAAGUAAUAACUGUAUUUUAGGACUUCGACAGUUUUUGGAUAUCCAGAAACUGAAACAUCUACUUUAUGUUGGGACGGUUUCCCGAGAUGUAUUUAUGUAGACCUAUGAAAUAACCAAUUGGCGCCAAACUGCCAGAAGGAAGGAUACGUGGCGUGCUGUUUUGGAAUCGGCUAUAACCGCGUAAGCGGUGUCUACGCCAGUCAAGAAGAAGAUGAAAUGUGAUGCCUGAGGAACUCUAGUUGUCCGUUUUGAUGAAAACAGGUCAAAAAUAAUAAGAUGACUAGCGAGACCUUUUUGAAAUCAUCAAUUCAAAUAUAAAAGAGGCCGGAUAUAAGACUGACAUCAGAUAAGAUAUUGUAAUUCAAUUUUUGUGUACGGGAACUCAUUUUUUAGUAUUUUGCUAACUAUCCGAAUUGGUAAAAAUAAUAAAGAAAUAGAAACUGAUGUGGACUGGAUGGUUUAAAAAAAAUUGUGAUGGACAUUCAUAGAGUAUUCGGAAGGGCCACUAAGAAAUGUUCUCUCAACAAAUGGAAUCUAACGGGGUCUACGGGAUUUCAGUAUUAGUCAUAACUUUUACAUUUUUCAUUUCUUCAAUAAGGUCCAUGGAAACGUGCUAUGCUGUGGUUGAAAACGGUGACUUCCUAAAAGAACGAAUGGUCUGUUGAGUUUCCGAUCUAGAAUUGCUGACUAUUUUCAUUACUACAAUGAAGCAAUUCAAGCACGAUAUUCAUCAACAAAACUGACGUGUCCGUAUUAAAACUCCAGAAAUAAUUUAAAUUAAAAAUUAUUAUUUUAGAAAACCCAAUCUUAAAUUGUAAAUAAUCCCAACAAAUGGUGUUAAAACACAUCAAUUUGUGAAAUUUUAGUCUGAAAUAAAUGAAAAUCUUUUCAGUAUUGGUUUUCAAAAAAAUCUUAAAGAAUCCUCCUAUUAAUGAUUUGUAUGUCUAAUAUUACAAGAAAUGCUUGAAAGCUUUCCAAAAGCCGUUCAUAUUUCUAAUUAUCUUCGUAUAGUACCGUUUAAUUGGAUCUAACACUAUAAAAUCUAUUAUUUUGACACUAAAGUCUCUUGAUUACUUUAUUUUAAAUAACUCUUUAAUAUAUUUGUUACAGUAAACUUGGCGAAUACCAAAGAGAACAUGAAGACGCAGCUACAGAUAUGUCGACGUACGUCUCGAAUCCAA
This is a messenger RNA of Zeugodacus cucurbitae (melon fly), 8622 nucleotides long. RefSeq lists its product as uncharacterized. Bases 4523 to 6505 code for a protein of 660 amino acids. The record is from RefSeq and is a predicted model, not a curated record. The transcript is spliced from 2 exons. Lineage: Eukaryota; Metazoa; Arthropoda; Insecta; Diptera; Tephritidae.